This is a messenger RNA of Aspergillus clavatus NRRL 1, 1200 nucleotides long. Its product is annotated as tellurite-resistance/dicarboxylate transporter family protein. Gene Ontology annotation, cellular component: membrane. Lineage: Eukaryota; Fungi; Ascomycota; Eurotiomycetes; Eurotiales; Aspergillaceae. The record is from RefSeq and is a predicted model, not a curated record. Gene Ontology annotation, molecular function: malate transmembrane transporter activity. Gene Ontology annotation, biological process: malate transmembrane transport. The coding region runs from base 1 to 1200 and encodes 399 amino acids. The transcript has a single exon.
AUGAGAGAUCCAUCCGAAUUCCCCAUGAAAGUCUCUCUUGCCGACCGGCUCUGCCGAGUGACCUGGGGCUGGUAUUCCGUCUCGAUGGCGACCGGAGGCGUCGCCAUCCUGCUCUCUACCACCCCCCAUCAAUUCACCGGACUCGACAUCAUCGGGCGGAUCAUCUUCCUCCUCAAUCUCGUCAUUUUCGCGGCCGUCACUGGCUGCCUGCUCUUCCGGUUCGCGUCCCGGUCCGCCGCCCUGACCCAGUCCGUCCAGGAUCCCAAGGAGGGACCCUUUGUGGCCACCGGUCCGCUGGCGCUGGCCACCAUCAUCAUCGGCGCGGAGAACUACGGUACCGACGCCUGUGGGCCCUGGCUGCAGACGGCCCUGCGCGUCGUCUUCUGGAUCUACGUGGCCGGCGCGCUCGUCGAGGCCGUCGUCCAGAACUGGUACCUGUACCAUAUCCGCAUGGCCAGCCGGGAGCCCUUUGCGCUCGUGCGACUGUUCCCGUCCUUCCCCGCCAUGCUGUCCGGGACCAUCGCGUCCGAUCUCGCCCCCCAUCAGCCGCGGGACCAGGCCAUCCCGAUCCUCCUCGGCGGCACUACGCUGCAGGGGUUCGGCUUCCUCAUGUCGCUGUUCAUCUACGCCGAGUACUUUUACCGUCUGAACAAGCACGGUCUCCCCACCGGCGCGGAGCGACUGCAGAUGUUCAUCGCGGUCGGCCCCUGGAGCUUCACGGCGCUCGCGCUCAUCGGCAUGGCGCAGGCGGCCGUCCAGCAGUUCCCCGCGCGAUACAUCCUCUCCUCGGUGGAUUCGCCGCCAACGACGACGACGACGACUCCGGUCGCCGUCCCCGCGGGCGAGAUCGUGUUGAUCCUCGCCGCGUUCGUGGCCGUGUUCCUGUGGACGAUGGCGGCGUUUUGCCUGAGCAUCGCCGUGCUCAGCGUGCUGGCCCAGUGCCGCGUCUUCGGCGGCCGGGGGAUGGUGCCCAUCUCCCUGGCCUACUGGAGCAUGGUCUUCCCCAACGCCGGGUUUGUGAUCGCCACCAUCCGCCUGGGCCAAGUGCUGCAAUCGGCCGCCAUCCUCUGGGUGACCUCGGGGCUGACCAUCUGCCAGGUGACGGCCUGGCUGUGCGUGGGCAGCGCGACGGUCUGGGCGGUCGUGACCCGACGGAUGCUGUGGCCGGAGGAUGAGAUGGACGCGAAGAAGGGCGGCUGA